Talaromyces rugulosus is the source of this 264-nucleotide messenger RNA. RefSeq lists its product as uncharacterized. The record is from RefSeq and is a predicted model, not a curated record. The transcript is spliced from 2 exons. Lineage: Eukaryota; Fungi; Ascomycota; Eurotiomycetes; Eurotiales; Trichocomaceae. Bases 1 to 264 code for a protein of 87 amino acids. Gene Ontology annotation, cellular component: mitochondrion.
AUGCAUUCCCAUCUUCACACGGCAGAGAAUGCCAAUUGCGAGGGCAUCAUGAACGCCCUCGACGAAUGCCACGCUCACGGAUUCCUGUGGAAAGCCGUUGGCCAAUGCAACGACAUCAAGCGCGACGUCAACCGCUGCCUCAGCGCAGAACGACUGCAGCGCGCCAAAAACAAUCGCGAACAGGCCAUGGAGAAGCGGUCGCGCAUUGAGAAGAUCUGGGCGGAUGAGAGGGCAAGGGAGCAAGGAGAAGUGAAACAAGAGUAG